Molecule: messenger RNA, 1452 nt
Organism: Ananas comosus (pineapple)
Lineage: Eukaryota; Viridiplantae; Streptophyta; Magnoliopsida; Poales; Bromeliaceae
Exons: 5
Coding region: 1-1452 (483 amino acids)
Source: RefSeq, a predicted model, not a curated record
AUGGAAGCGUUGUUUGAGGACAUCUAUACCUUGGAGAAAGACAAGGUUCACUUGGUUGCACAUUUCUUUGAAAAGUCUGCUCAAGUAUGGUGGCGGCGAGUUAAGGAGAACCGGUCUUUGGAUCUUCCUUCAAUAACUUGGGAGGAGUUUUGGGGGUUGCUAUUCAUGGAGUACUUCCUCGAUAGUGAUAAAAGGAAAAUAAAUGAGGACUUCCAUAAACUAAUGCAGGGUAGUCGUACCGUGCGGGAGUACGAACGAGAGUCCUCACAUUUGGUGAAUUGUGUCCCGGGGUUGAUUCAUGUUGACCGAGACCGGGCGGAGUGUUUUGAGAGAGGGUUGAGACCGGAGAUAUUUAAAGUGAUCCAUGCCCUCAAGUUGAAGAUUUUUGAGGAAGUUCUUGAUCGUGCGCUUUGGGUAGAGCGGGAAAAUGCUAUCGCACGAGAGGAGCGCGAGUCCUUUGAGAGGGAAAGAGACAAAGGCAAGAAGCGGGCAGCUAGUGGUUCCGGGGGUCAGUCGAGCUCUAAGCGGGCCCCUGGGUCGUUUGCUAAGACUUAUGGCAUCGAGAUUUCGGAUAGUUCGGAUGCUUGGUGGGUGUACGCACCUGAGCAUACUUUUAGUGUUAAAGAAGAGUGCGCGGCUUGUCCAGUUCAAGUUGGUGAUUGGAUUAUGCCAGCAGAUUUGCUUGUGUUGAGCCUUAUGAAAAGCUUUGACAUAAUCCUUUGGAUUGACUGGCUCUUGAAAUAUUAUAUUGUUAUUGAUUGUGAAAGCAAAGUAAUUACUUUUCGUGAGCCGGGUCAAGAGGAGGUGGCUUAUCGUGCGUGUAAGAGUUCAUAUUUUGCUAUGACGGUGUCGGCGUCAAGAGCAAGAAAGUUGAUUCAUAGUGGAUGUAUAGCCUAUUUGGCGACGGUGGUGGAGACUCAAAGAGAGCUUCCGACGCUUGGAGAUAUUCCAGUUGUUCGUGAGUUUCCGGAUGUGUUCCCCGCGGAGUUGCCGGAUUACCAGCGGACCGGGAGAUCGAUGAUGCCGUUUGGGCUUACUAAUGCCCCUGCUACAUUUAUGGACCUUAUGAAUUGGGUGUUUAAGCCGUUUUUGGAUCAUUGUGUUGUGAUGUUCAUUGAUGAUAUAUUGAUCUAUUCUCGAAGUGACGAGGAGCAUAAGGAGCAUUGUGGGCGGGUUAUUGCGUAUACAUCUCGUAAGUUGAAGAGUUAUGAAAAGAACUAUCCUAUCCAUGACCUUGAAUUGGCUGCUGUGAUAUUCGCAUUAAAGUUAUGGAGGCACUACCUGUACGAUGAGCGGAAGUCGGUAGAGAAUCUUGCCAUGGUUAUUACACUUCAACCGUCGUUGUGGAAGGAAAUGUGGCGGUUUGACCUUGAAGUUGUAGCUCCUGAAGUUCUGGCUAUGCUUGCUUCGCUAGUUGCGCAACCGACCUUAUUGGAGAAGAUUAAAGAUUGA